UGUUAAAUCAAUGUUAUGCAUUGCAUCAUAAAAUAGUAAAAUUAUUAUUUUGAUUAUCAAAAUGCUGGACAAAAUUUGUACCGUUUGUGGUGACAACAAAAAGAUUGGUCGAAAUUUUACAGUUAUUACGUGUGAAUCGUGUAAAAAAUUUUUCAAACGGUCGGCUAUUAGAGAACAAUUACUGUUUUGCAAAUAUGCAAAUGACAAAUGUAUAAUCACUGUUAAUAAUAGAAAAUGUCAAAAGUGUAGACUUGAUAAAUGUUUGGCACUGGGAAUGAAAAAAGAGUUCAUACAGAAAUUCAGUCGAAAUAAAAAACAUGAAAAUGUAAUGAAAUAUUCUGAUGAAGUAAAUAAUAUAACAUUUAAAUCAACAAAUAAUGGCAACAAUUGUGAUACAGAAUUUGAGGAAUUAAUGCAAAAUUUAUUGCAUUUUAACGAUGAUAUUGUAGAGCAACAGAUCAUUGAAAUUGAUAAUUAUGUGUCUAAUGAUAAAAUCAAUCAAUUAUCCACUAAAGAGGUUAAUAAACAACAAAAUGUAUCAUUAUUUGAGUCGAUUCCCGAUUACGGGCCGUGGAGUCAACUCGAGUACAAACGAUUAGCGGAGUUGUUCACAGCUAUGAAUCUAUUUGUUGAUUAUCCUAUUGGCAAACAAACAUUGUUUGUUAAGGACAGGGAUGAAAUGAUACGCAAAACUACUUUGGGUACCGAUAAAUAUAUUGUAGAAGUUAUCAAAUUUACUAAACGUCGCAACUUUUGUGCCGUCACUUGUGAGUCGUGUAAAGCAUUUUUCCGACGGACAGCGUUCAGAGAAACAGCAUUAAUAUGUGCUUCAAAUGGCAAAUGUGUGAUCACUGUUAACACAAGAAAUCUGUGCCGAAAAUGUAGACUUAAUAAAUGUUUUGCAAUCGGAAUGAAAAAACAACAAUAA
Messenger RNA from Oppia nitens, 928 nucleotides. RefSeq names its product nuclear hormone receptor family member nhr-48-like. The transcript is spliced from 7 exons. Bases 62 to 928 code for a protein of 288 amino acids. Gene Ontology annotation, biological process: cell differentiation; negative regulation of transcription by RNA polymerase II; positive regulation of transcription by RNA polymerase II. Lineage: Eukaryota; Metazoa; Arthropoda; Arachnida; Sarcoptiformes; Oppiidae. Gene Ontology annotation, molecular function: nuclear receptor activity; RNA polymerase II cis-regulatory region sequence-specific DNA binding; zinc ion binding. The record is from RefSeq and is a predicted model, not a curated record.